Messenger RNA from Hemicordylus capensis (graceful crag lizard), 7667 nucleotides. Its product is annotated as zinc finger BED domain-containing protein 6-like. Gene Ontology annotation, molecular function: DNA binding. Bases 559 to 3336 code for a protein of 925 amino acids. Lineage: Eukaryota; Metazoa; Chordata; Lepidosauria; Squamata; Cordylidae. The record is from RefSeq and is a predicted model, not a curated record. The transcript is spliced from 3 exons.
CAUAGGACUGGGCCCCACACAGCCUUAACAAGAAAACCUACAGCAAGUUAGAAAGCGGACCUUGAAACCGACUUUGGAGUGGAAACAAACAGAUUACCAGGAAUGGGUUUUCCUGUGGAUUUUUUUUUUAAAGUUACAUCCGGGUGUUCUAGCUUUUUCUUCCGGGUCUAUGUUUUUUUCCUUCCCGUUUCUUCCCCUGGUCUAGCUACUAAGUCUGGAGGAAAAAAGCAAAUUUGUAUCUUUAAGAGCUCGCGUUGUCUCUCGGCCCCCUCCUUUCCCUCCAGUUUUAAACUGUUUUUGGAGUCGUCUGUUGCAAUAUAGUGAGUGAUCGGUUCCUCUUAGAAUCCACCCCUGUAGCAAUCAAUCUAAGGGAGUGGGUGUUCCUGCCACCUCUAUUGCUGACUUCCAUCUUGGAUCGCUGUAAUGGAAGCUGAGGAGCAGAUGCCAGCUGGGAGAGCCCUCCACAGCCUGGGGGCAAUGACCAAGAAGGCUCUGUCCCAUGUGCAAGCUGAGAUUUUUACAAGUGUGAAAUUAAAGACUGAAUGAUGGACGUUGUGGAUGGGGAGAGUAAAUGGACUUCUCUUUAUCCCCUUUGCAAGUAACAGAACAGAAACUAAUGAUCUAUCCACAAUGAUACCAAGAUGUGGCCGGGGGAAGCGAGCUCAGCCGGCAGCAUCCAUGAGGAAAGUUCUGGCCGUCCAUCUCCAAGAGCCUCCUUUUUCCAGCACAGAGGAAGGAGGCAGCCCUCGGGAGCCCAUGCCGAUGAUGGCACCGGCUCUUUCUUUGCAGACGGCGAUGAAGGGGGAAGAACCCUGUCAGACGACGGUGCACGAUCUGUUUUCCUACUUGAAGGAAAAAGAGGAGGAGGAAGAGGAGGAGACCGCAGAGCUGGGAGGCUUUUCACCGCCUCCGGCAACUUCUAGCCAGCUGAUUGUGAAGCAGUCCUGCCAUUCGGAGGUUCACGAGAUGCUCUCCUACUUAAAGAAGGAGGAGGAAGAGGAGGAGGAAGUGGCUGAGAUCGUCUCCCUUUCCCCUCCUCAUAUCCUCCCCGCACCAGCCACGCCGCCACCUCCUCCUGCCUACCUGUCCCCUGCUCCCCUGGCCCGAACGGUCCACCCAGCCGGACUUGAGAUGCUGCACUUCUUCAACCCGCUGGCCCAUGUCUCGGCCCCUUCCUCUCAGCCCAAGCGUGGGCGCGAUCGGGACUCCGCGCUGGCCUGCGGGCUGGCCGAUGCCAUCCCCCCUCCCGUGCACAAGAAGACCACGUCCGCCGUGUGGGAUUAUUUCACUCUGGACCCACGGGAGCCCUGCGUGGCCAUCUGCAGCACUUGCCAGAAACGGGUGCGGAGAGGGAAGGACGGGGGCACCCGGCCGGGCACGACCGCCUUGCACAAGCACUUGAAGGUCCACCAUGGGCUCCACUUGCCGGGGGUGGCUGUCGUUCCUCCUUCGCCUCUGGCGCCUCUGAAGGAGAGGCUGCAUGGUCACUCCAUGGUCAUCCCAGACCCCAGCCCAACCUUUCAGUUUCCCCGCCAGGAGCGGAACCAGCCCUACUACCCUCCCACUCACCCAACAGCUCUUCAGCUGGCUUCGGAUACGGCCUGGAUGCUCGCCGUCGACAUGCAGCCUUUCUCCUACGUGGAGAGCGAAGGGUUCCGCCGGCUGAUGGCCACCGCCCAGCCCCGCUGGAAGGUCCCUGGCCGCGUCUUCUUCUCCUCCAAGGCCAUGCCAGAGUUGUCCAGGGUGGUGUCCAGAGCUGUACGCCAAGCGGUGGUCUGCAGCAUGGGCCGCACCGUCCACAUCGCCAUAGACACCUGGGCCAGCGGCCCAACCACAUCCUACCUGUCGGUGACAGGGUGCUGGGUCGCCGAAUUAGCUGGGGCCCUCUCCCGGCAGCACGCCACCUUGUCGGUGUGCACCUUCGAGGGGCCCUGCUUGCCGGAGGACAUCUGCCACAAGCUGAGGGAAGUCCUGCAGGACUGGCUGUACGACCUGAAGAUCGGGGGCGUCGUCUCGGACAAUGGCGCCAAGGUGGCCGGUGCCGUGCAAGAGCUGCACCUCAAGCAUGUCCCUUGCCUGGCACGCUGCCUGCAGAGGGUGGUGAAGGCCUUUUUGGCGGCCGACGCCCAGGUUGCCCGGCUCCUGAAGACUUCGCGGAGCAUCUGUCGCUACUGCAGCCACUCCGCCGCCGCCCGCCGCCGCCUCCUGGAAGCCCAAGCCAACCUGGGCCUCCGCCAGCCCACGUGGCAAGAGGCCCAGGCGAAGUCCCGCUCCACCCUACGCAUGCUGGAGUGUCUCUACCGGCAACGGCAAGCCGUUGGCGUGAUGCUCAGUGAAGCGUCGUCGGAAGCCUCGCACCUCCACCUUACGCCUGCGGACUGGAAGUUGGUGAAGUGUUUGGUAGAGAUCUUAAAGCCCUUUGAGGACGCUGCGACGCUGGUCACGCGGCCCGACGCCACACUCUGCCAAGCGCUCCCGCUCCUGUGGUUCCUGGAGGAGCAACUCAGGGCGUUGAGAACGAGAUACCACCAAGAGAACCACAACACGGCCGCGCAUCUCACCACCCAGGCCCUGGACUGUCUGGAGAAUGACAUCCAGCUGAGAGGCAUGAAAACCAGCAUGAUCUGCCGGGUGGCCGCUUUCCUCGACCCCCGCUUCCGAGACAUCACCACCAUGAAGCUGGGCGGUGCGGAUGUGAGCGACGCGGCCCUGUUGCGGGAACACAUCAUUGACUUGGCGGCCAGGUCCUACGUCCCUCCCGGACCAGAUGCCAAGUUCACGCCAGUGGGCUGCUUAUCUCCACAGCCGUCCAGCUCUUCCACCAGCCUGCCAGGCUCGGCAGCCUGGCAGUUCACCCUGAAGCGGUGGAGGGCGAUUACCAAAAGCGACCCGGCCAUGGGGCUGGCCACUGAAGGGGGAGCUGCUGCCGCCCUCUGGGAAGUGGAGGAGUAUCUUCACGACAACGUGGACCAUGUUGGGGAAAACGCGGACCCGAUGUUGUACUGGCAGGGGAAGAUCGGGAUCUGGCCAGCUCUCUUCAAGGUCGCUGUGUUCCACUUUGGAUGUCCGCCCACUUCAGUGUUCUCUGAGGACCUCUCCAGUACGGCUGGCUCUUUGGCGGUGGGCGACCACCCCAGGAACCUCUCCCCUGCCAAUGUUAAAAUGUUCACUUUCAUACGGAAGAACCGCCACCUCAUCCCUCAAGACUGGAGGCUUUCUCUGGGAGACCUCUCCUCUUCUCAGGGGGCCAUGGGGCCACGAGAGGACUUGGAUAUGGAAGAGGAAGAAGACCUCCUCAUCAUGGACAAAGAGGAGGAGGAGGAGGAGGAGAAGUGAGAAACUCGGCAGCCUCAGCACUUUUGAUCGGGUGCUGGAGCUUGUCCUCUUGUUGGGGGGCAGACUUGUACCUCAUUGCUUGGGAACAUUUGCAUUUUAAGUCUCGUGUAGUGUCGGAGUGUUGGAUUUAACAUGAGAAUAUCAUUGUUACUGCAAAACGAAUGGACUAAGCUUUUCUGUAGGCAGCAUUUUGCCAUCCUUCGAGAUGGCCCAAGGGUCUUGUUUAUUGGGGGGUUGCUUUUGUGGGGGGAGGUUUUGGUUUUGGGUUUUUUGUGGCAAUUGAAAGGCCUACUGAACAUGAACCACAAAGACAGACUCAACCCAGCAGACUCUUAUGGCUGCCCACCAGAGUCCUAAUAAACCCGUGUUUGCUGCCUGCCUGGGACUGCAAAGACAAUCAGGUUGCCAGCCACCUAUGAAGUCACAUAAAGUAGCUAAUGGGCUGCAUUUGGAGACUUACAGGCACAUACUGUGAUCGCCUGGAGGGUCCGGAGUAACUAUUUCUGCAAAGAAAGCCAGAACAAAUCAAUGCAUUCCAUAUAUGUAUAGAUCCCUUUUAAAAUCAUACCUCAAGCAGGAAAAGCAGUUUAUUGGUCUCCGAAAACUGUGCUAAUGUAAAGAUAUCUAAUACAAAUUAUGAAGGUUGCCAUCUGUAGGGCUUUAGCCUAAUUUUAAUUGGAUAUUUUGCAACCUUUUAACAUGUAUUUUAACUGAUCUUCUGAGCAAACUGAUGCAAAAUAUGCUGGAAAUGGAAUAAGCUACAUAAAGUAUUGCUAAGAACAAAGAUAUUUAUUUACUACUUUUUAAAAAAAAUCUUCCAAGGAGGUCAGGCCGGUGCAGGAGAUUUUUCCUGCUUGGGGUGUGAGAUCAAAUCUCAAAUGAGCCCAAUAUUGCCAGUCUGGAUAAUUACUAUAUGCAACUCAACACCACAACAUGCGAUGGCCGAUAGUUUAGAUGGGAUUAAAAGAGGGUUCCAUGUUCAGAGGCAGUAUACCACUGACUACAUUGCUGUUGAGCAAGAUUACUGCCUUCAAACUCUGCUUGUGAACUUGGAGAGGCAUCUGAAGAGCCACUGUAUGAAACAGGAGGGACUAGAUCAGGAGUUUCCAACCUUCAGAUGAUGUUGGACUACAACUCCCAUCAUCCAUGGUGGCGCAGUGGUAAAACUGCCGCCCUGUAACCAGAAGGUUACAAGUUCGAUCCUGACCAGGGGCUCAAGGUUGACUCAGCCUUCCAUCCUUCCGAGGUCGGUAAAAUGAGUACCCAGAAUGUUGGGGGCAAUAUGCUAAAUCAUUGUAAACCGCUUAGAGAGCUUCCAGCUAUAGAGCGGUAUAUAAAUGUAAGUGCUAUUGCUAUUGCUAUCCAUAGACAUUGCAGCAGGGGAUGAUGGGAGCUGCUGUUCGAAAUCUGGGGACAUGUCUGGGUUGGGAGCCUCUGGACUACAUGGUGUUGUGAGCCAAGCUUAAUCCGCACUUUGUUUAUGCUCUGGAGCUAGCAAUGAGAAUAAGACUUGUUCACAGUGGUCACAAUGUUCUGAACCCUGAAGUAGAGAAACAACCACACACUCUAAAUUGUCCAAUGGGUUUUAUUAAAGAACCAACAGUCAAUGAAGCUAAUAAUGCAAUCAGACAGAUUAGACAAGUCAAUCGUAUUUCUAGUGUAAUGAAGUGUGAUGUCCCUAACUAGAAGAUAUGUACUGGGUGCGUGUGAAAUCAGUAUUAAGCUAGCUGUUUCCCUAUCAUAGAUAUUCUUAAAAGAGAAGGAGAAAAAAGGGUGGGUGGGAAGGAAAGAAACAAAGGAUUGGUUUAGGAGAGUCUAAGCAGAGUACCAGGGUUUAGUAGAGAAGAGAAGUGGGGCAAAGGUGAACAUAAGAGCAGCCCUGCUGGAUCAGGCCCAAGGCCCAUCUAGUCCAGCAUCCUGUUUCACACAGUGGCCCACCAAUGCUGGUUGAGGCUGCUUCAGAAAAGGGCAUAUUACCGGAUCUAGUCGAGGCCAAAUGGAUGUUAGCGGAGCUUGGGUUCGUUGUUGGUGAGCGUUGCAGACAACUUCAAGCAGGCAUGUUGAGUACUUGGACCGGAGUCCAGAUGUGUCUAGGCAGAGAUAGUCAUGCUUCCUUGUCCCGCAACAGGAAUCCCUGACAGUCUCUUGCCUAGCUUGGGAGAACGUCUGCUUCGCUCCGUAGCCCAGACAGCAAGUUCUUAGGUGAUUUAAGGUUUGCUUGUUAGGCAAAAGGUUGCUGAAGCGAUGCCCAGCGAGCUGGGUUCUUCUAGUAGUUCAGUCCUUUGAUCUAGCUGUUGAGCUUCCUCAAGAUAUCAGCAUCCCUCCUGAACCUCAAAAGUGUUCAUUGCUCAUGACAUUGUCUAUUUGUCUGAGGAAACUGAGGGCCAUCUCCUGUAUAUCCUCAAUUUCUGUUGUCAGGAGAACAUUGUUUCUUGGUGUUCUCAAAAUAAUCUGCAUUUCUGAGCUUUGCAGAUGAACAGUGGCUGUGCUGGUGGACUCUGGGUGCCUUGCCCCAAAGAGGCGUUAGAAGUCAGAAUAUUAAGGAGGAAGAGACUAAGUUGUGUGUGUAAGAGAACAAUCAAAUUGCUUUGUGUACAUUUACCUAGUGUGCACAUCUAAAAACAUUCCAAGGUGAUCGCAUUGAAUAUCUGUGAGACAAGAAGUCAACAAUGACAAUUGUAGCAAGCAUUGUAGGUUACAUUAACACUGUAAACAUUCUGCCAGAGAAAAUGCAGGAUUAGCUUCCAGCUUUCCCAAAGCUACUACCUAAGAGCAACGUCCAGACAAUCUGGCUUGUCUCUUAGGAGUUAAUCAUUUCACUCAGAGUUCAGCAAUUCCCUGAAUCAAGGAAUCUCUUAUAGGAAUUCCAGUAUCUAAUACAUCCCAGCUGGACCUUUUGGGUUCUGAAAUCUGAUCCAAAUUGGUUUAUGGUUCUCAGGAAGGGUCUGUUUUCCUCGAUGUUCCCCAAACAAAUCUGCAUCUCUAAAGCUGACAGAUUCAUAUUUACUGUGUAAAUAGACUCAAGGAAAUGCUAAAUUCUAUAUGUGAGAAACACCUAUUCUAAAUUAUGUGCACAGACUCCUAUCCUAUCUAUGGGUGCAUUCUUACAGUGAUACCAAAGUGAUUCUCUUACAAUAUAUGUGAAGUCAGAAAUCAGUGUUACAACUGUAGCAAACACAAAAUAGUUGCAUACUAUUGUAAAUUAUUUUGCAAGAGGAAGGGCAGGAUUGCGUCUGGCAUUCUUAGACCAUAAACCAUUAAGCAAUUACCAGGUGGAUUUGCCUGUCAACUCAGAGUUUGCUGGUUCAUUGUUCAGAGUUCAUCAAUACCAAGCAUAAAAAAAAUUUCUCAAUGAAACUGGAAUAUCAGACUUAGGCCUAAACCUAGCUUUCUGUGCCUGUAACUCCGGGCCAAAUUUUGCAGCUUUGACCACAACAAUGGAGCUUUGGUCGGACCCAACAGGGCUCUAAGUACAUUCUUCCCUGCACUCAGCCCCAUUUAAUCCUCACAACAACUCCAUGAGGAAGGUCUUAUUGAGACACAGAGACUGAACCUUCACAAUGGCUGAAGGCUGAGCAUAAUGAGAGUUGUUGUCUAAGAACACAAGCUUGGGAACCCCUGAUAUAUAGCAAAUUUCUUGGUCAUGCUCCUUAUGAAGAGGUACAUAGGAACAUAGGAAACUGCCAUAUACUGAGUCAGACCAUUCUUCCCAGAGCGGCUUCAGGGGAAUAUCUUGCAGUGCUCACACCAAGUCUCCCAUUCAUAUGCAACCAGGGCAGACCCUGCUUAGCUAUGGGGACAAGUCAUGCUUGCUACCACAAGACCAGCUCUCCUCUCUAGGUAGUUUUCCUAACAUACCCUGGUCCCAAGUCAUUAAGGGCUUCAAAGGGCAAAGCCAGGCACAGGAGUCUGAAGAAAAUGGGAGCCAGUAAAACUGAGAAAAGGCUGCUGUUAUAUUAGCUGAUGUUAUAACAGGGCCUCAACAAGACCCUGGCAGCUGCAUUUACCUUUAUAUGUAACAUUUUAAUACCAAGAUAUACCUUCUGACAAUGAGAACAGGGCAGCUUACAUGGCCCAUUGUGUUCAUACAACAGCACUGUGGGGUAGGCUAGGCUGAGAAAUGACAACUGGGCCCAAAGUUGCCACAUGAGCAUCCUGGAUCCCUUGAAGUUGUGGGAAUAUGGAAAUUACACACACACACACACCACAUCCCCUGCUGAUACCUCUGUUGACCUUUGGUGGAUGUCGUUUUUUCAUUGUUUGGGGGCUGUAAACCACCUUGAGAUUUUGUGGGUAUAUAAAUGCAACAAAUAAAUGAAAUCUCUUUCAUA